Molecule: messenger RNA, 5097 nt
Organism: Haliotis rufescens (red abalone)
Lineage: Eukaryota; Metazoa; Mollusca; Gastropoda; Lepetellida; Haliotidae
Product: endoplasmic reticulum resident protein 44-like
Exons: 13
Coding region: 99-1373 (424 amino acids)
Source: RefSeq, a predicted model, not a curated record
ACACGCACACACUCGGCCAUAUUUGUUUGGACUCAGGUGUUGAAAGCAUCUGGUUACCGGUGUGUGGGUAUUUACGUCUGCAGCCGAUAAUUGCAACGAUGAAAUCGUUGAUACGAAGACAGUCAACGCACUUCUUGUGCAUCCUAUUAGCAUGGCUGGUGAGUGUUGUCAAGACAGAGGUCCAGCCCCUCAACGACGGCAAUGUCAAUAGUAUUUUAGGUACACAUGAAAUAGUGUUCGUGAAUUUCUAUGCUGACUGGUGCCGAUUCAGUCAGAUGUUGACACCUGUGUUUGAAGAAGCAUCCAACAAAGUGAGGGAAGCAUUCCCUAUGCCUGGCAGAGUUGUUUUUGGAAAAGUAGACUGUGAUCGAGAAACCACUAUUGCUCAAACAUAUAGAAUCAACAAAUAUCCCACUUUAAAACUUUUCCGGAAUGGUGAAGUUGUGAAGAAAGAAUAUAGGGGUCAGAGGUCAGCCGACUCCCUAGCUCAGUUCAUCAAGGAUCAGUUGACCGACCCUGCGGAGGAGCACACAGAUGCAGAGUCCUUGGAGGAACUAAAUAACAAAAAGAGGCAUGUUGUGGGAUAUUUCCAAGCUAAGAACUCUGAUACAUACAAGACAUUUGCCAGAGUUGCAAGUUCCUUCAGAGAUGAUUGCAAAUUUCAUGCUCUGUUUGGAACAGCAUCAGAGGCUGAGAGGACAGCUGGAGACCGUGUUGUGUUCAGACCACCUGGCACUGGCAAACAGGACAUGAUGUUCAUGGGCAGCCUGACCGAUUUUGAGAAUCUGCGCGUGUGGAUUCAGGACAAGUGUGUGCCCCUUGUCAGGGAGAUUACUUUUGAAAAUGCAGAGGAAUUGACAGAAGAGGGUUUGCCGUUCCUGAUAUUGUUUCACAACCCUGAGGACCAUGCCGUGGUUGAAAAGUUUAAUCAUGAAGUUUCUACACAGCUAUUGCAUGAGAAAGCAAAUGUUAAUUUCCUGACUGCUGAUGGGAGUAAAUUCACCCACCCUCUCCACCAUAUUGGCAAGACUCUGAGUGACCUGCCUGUCCUCGCCAUUGACAGUUUCAGGCACAUGUACAUCUUCCCCCAUGAUGUAAAGAAGGAUUUAGAUAAGCCAGGCAUACUUAAAAAGUUCAUUGAGGAUCUUCAUUCCGGGAAACUUCACCGAGAGUUCCAUCAUGGGCCUGAUCCCACAGAGGCUACACCAGCACAGAUCGCUAAUGAGCAGCCUGGAGAUGCAAAACAUGUACCAAAGGAUACAGUUAGUGGUGGAACGCCACCACUUAAAAAACCAACAUCGCCCCCGGAGUCAACAUUUAGAAAGCUUGCACCCUCAAGCAACAGAUAUACUAUACUCAAGGACGAGCUAUAGAUCAUAAAAAUCUCAUUGAAAAUGAAAAGCUGAUUUUAUAUGUCUGUAUGAAAGUGGAGUGAACCUGUUUGGGUGUAUAUAUUCUUCUGAAUGUGUAUGUAAUUGGGGAUUCAUAUUUAAUGAUUUAUGUGUCCCUCUCUACAGGGUUCACUGUGUUUCUGUUUAUCAUGUUGAUGUAAUUCUCUCAGAAAGUUGGAAACAAUCAGAUCCUGCUGUCAACUCCUGAUAUAAUGAACUCAAAGGGAUGUCUGGGUUAAAGUGUUUACCUCAUGUUUGUCGAACACUCAUGUACUUGAGUUUGGCUUAAAAAAAAAUGGUCUUGGUUCUCAGGCACCACCCACAUCAUCAAAAUUUUUAAGGUAGUCUAAUACUGUAUUCCAGUAUUUUACAUUUAUGUAGGGAGGCCCUUUCCCAGGUUGAUUGUACAUAACUGUUUAUUUCGUUACAUACAAGUUUGAACAACCAAAAGAAGAAAUAAGAGACACCGUCCACCCACACUAUAUGUUCAAAAACCAUUGCUUGAGAACCAAUUCUUUUAUUUUGUUAGGCGUUAUUGUCAUGAUUUUUUCAUUUGUCUUGUCUGGAGUUGACUGUAGUUGGAUACAAUACAUAAACACAACCAGGUCUUAGCAGCUGUAGUUGCUAGAUUAUAAAGGAGGAAUAGUUUCCUCACACUGGCUACACACUGAACAGUCCCAUUAGCUCCCUUCACUGCUGUGGUAGAAACAAAUAUGGUAUUUCACUCUUAUUAUUUUGUAAUUGAAUCUUCAGUAGUCCUUGAUGUUCAAUUUCACCAGUUCAUGAGUCUCGGUAAUUAUUAUUUAUUUCAUCAUAAAUAUAUGCGUUAUUUGAAGUGAAUUGAAAGGGUCUAUAGAGUAAGUGUGCAUCGAUAGCAAACAAUAGCCUGAAAUCCAUAUUAUUUAUCUCUGUUGUCAAAGGAUAUAUUCUGAAUACUUCAAAUCUCUCUCUUCCUGUCAUUUAUAUUUCAGUUUUAUGGAUUGAUUUUGACCUGAAGUUGUAAAGGAUACAUUUCGUUGUGAUGAUGUGGAUUAUGAAUUGUAAUGUGUAUUGUUUUACUUGUUGUUGCAUGAACAGUUAACCAGGAGACACUGUUGCUGCUGUUUUAGCUCUUAUGUUGCAGUUGAAAUUUGUUACUGUAUUCAGUUGUGCAUAGAACAGUUCAGAAUUAGUCAAUGAGGAUGAGAUCGUGUGCCAUUGUUAAAUGUUUCCAUAGCUUGAUACUCGAUUUCAUCGGUGAUUUUGUGGAAAGUGAAGUAUUCGAGAACUUGCUUUCAUUCUCAUCAGCGAAAUAUCCUACAGAUCUGGACCCAAAAAAAAUCUUCUGCAGUCGCACAUUUUGUCCUUUCUUAAGAAACCGCUGACACCAGGUUAUAUUGGUGUGUGUGAUCCUGCAACUUGUGUCAGCUCAUUGCAAGAUCAAGAUGGAUUCUUAUUGCUGUUAUUUGUGUCCUCAUCCUCAAUUAUCCAGGGUGCAAUGUGUCCAUUUUAUUUGGAUAUGAUAGAAGUAGCUGGCCAGUCAGUAUACAUAUUAAUAGAAAGGAGAUGUAGUACGCUGGAAUAUUGAGGAUGAUUUAUACAAUAUGAAGUGGUGUAGUUCUACACAUGCCAUGUUAUCUAUCAUAAUCAGUCAUAAACUGCCUAUUGCUGUUAAGCAUUUGUUUUGUAUAUAUAAAAUUUAAAUGGGGCAGUACAGGCAAUAGUUGAAAGGCCAAAGUAGCAGUACAUUGGAUGUAGGUACCAUAAAUGAUACCAUAGAAGCUAUUCUUGAUAAUCCUUAAUAAACUUGAGUAUGCUGUUGCAUUUGUUACACAUUCAGAAAUGUGUAAAGGAACGUUAAUGUUGAAGGAUUCUGGUCAUAAUAGCCUGGUGUACAUACCGUAGCCUCAAGUCACUGUACAGUGUGAUCCUCACCCCAAUAUGUGAUCCGUGACACCAUCUGUCUGAUUGCUAAUGUGUGAUUCUAUCUUUCCUGUCUCUGUUAUGUUCUUUUAUUUCACUUCAACCGGUUUAAGUGUAAUUUGGGAGUGCAAUAUGGCUUUCAUUACAACCUCCUUGUGAAGACACUUAUAAACCUCGUGACUGGAGGCUCAUUUGGUAACAAUCUGUAUGCUCUCCCUGAUUGUUCUUUCCUAGGAUAUGGUGAUCACUUUUCUAGCCACUCAUUUGUAUAUAGUCAAAGAACGAGGUAUUUAUUGAGCCAGAAAACAGGUAUAAAAUAUAAUUACUGAUACACGUAGUUGCUUCAGUUUGUGCAUGAUUCUGCUUUGUUUCCUCAUCAAUAUUUAAUGAUAAAGCUCAAAUAUAUUCAGAAUGAUUUGCUCUCCGGAUAAGCUCCUUAGAUAUAUUGAAGCUGUAUUGUCUCAAGGGAGCAAUGUUACUGAACUUGGGAUUCUGCCACACUUUUUUCAGUUUAAAGUAAGGAAACCUACUUUCGGGCAUUUCAUUUUAUAAACACUCUUGGUCGUUGGUAUAUAUAUUCUGUAUUACUUGUAGUGCUUUCUUUCAUAUUAUGUUCUUUGAGAAUUUGGUGAUUUGUUGAUUGCCUGAGUGUAAGAAAUGGCAUUUUUUAAACUGUGUGAUAUGGGGAAAUAUUUACAUGCGAUAGUUACAUACUGUUCGCAAGGCUGUGGAAAUCUGUAUGCAUAUAUAUAUUUGUGCCCACAUUCGAACUUGGUCAAAAUAAAAACAUUUGCCAACAUUCACACUCAACAAGAUCUUCCUUACAUUUUGAGUAAUUUACCUCCAUAUGGGAAUAUAUUUCUUGCCAAGGAAGUCUUCAGUUUGUAAUAAUUUAUUUAAUCAAAAAUGGAUACGAUUUGCCUUUGCCUUUUUUUUUUUACUUGCAUCCAGCCAUUUUAUGAACUCACAUCAACCACACUGAUAUUCCUCGACCACACCACCUGAGUAAACAAAAACGAAUCACAAUGCAACAUGUUUUGCCCUCAUACUACUGGUGACUAAACCAUGUUCAGUAGCACUGAAGCAAGUGCACAACGGCCACUGGUCCUGAGUCAAGUAAACAUCUGUAAGAACUACAUGUGUUUUUUUGCUCCCUAAGUCAGUUAUAUAAACUGCAAGUGAGAAAUGAGCUAGCUGCAUUAAACUCAUUGUGUCUAUUCUGAUGCAUUAAAUCAUAAAUGUACAUCCUCUUCAUCAAUAAUAGAUUCACUAUCCAUUGACAGAAUCAGAACUGAUUACAUACUAGGGACAGACCAUUUGAUAUUCUAUCCCCAAAAAGUCUUGAAAACGUUGAAAAAAAACAAAAUUGCCUGACGCAAAGACAUUAUUGCUGGGCGAGUUUCUUUAAAAAAGUCGGGCUCAUGGUUUUAGAUGAAAUGUAUAUUGGGUUUUGGAGCUGUAGCUGAAGGGAUAUUUAAUCUGGAAACAAAAAUCCCAAGCCCCACCACCACCAGAAUACCAAAUGGUCAGUCCUUUACAAAGCGUAUGUUAGCAUUGAACUAAAAGAACAGGAGCCUUGUGAUGUCUACAUCAAGUUGGAUCAAAUGUGAAGAUCCAAUGAGGCUAGUAGUCAUCAUCUGUUGAUGGUAGAGGGCACUCGACAGAGGAGUGGGCUACCUACCCUUGUCUCACUUCAGCUCUUGUACGUAUCUUGUAACGCACUUGUGUUGUUUUAUCUAAUGUCACAUGGAGAUGUUUGGGGAGGACUUUCAUAUGAAGCUAAUAAAAUCUUUCAAGAAAUAAA